Molecule: messenger RNA, 1079 nt
Organism: Linum trigynum
Lineage: Eukaryota; Viridiplantae; Streptophyta; Magnoliopsida; Malpighiales; Linaceae
Source: the annotation of a GenBank genome assembly
UGCCAAAAUUUCUUGCUACUGUUUCAAUUCUUGGCAUUUAGCGAGCUGCUCCCUCAAAGCGGUGGUGCCUCUGUCUCUGCAUCAGCCUUUCGUCUCAUUCUCGCCUAUCAUUAGAAUUGGAGGUUGGGUCUUCUCUUUCUUUGUUCCCAAAAUUCACUCCCUCUUCUUCCACCGGUUCUUUCUUGCGCUCUACCCUCUUUUGCUUGCUAUAAACCAUGAUUUACAAUAUCCUGGCCAAAUUAGCCUGGAAGGACAAAGCUCCGGAGUUGAAACAGCGUCUGCGCGGUCCGGUGGAUUCGCCGAAGUCGCCAAGCUCUGGACAGAUCCCUAUGUUCUUGGUUCAUGCGGCCCAAAAUGGCAAAAAGCAAAGAAAAGGGACGAAACCCUUUCCUUCCAAACGAAAACGAUGACGACGGCAGGUAUAUUGGUGCUCGAUGAAGGAGAUGAUCACGAUGAUGGCGACGGGGGGGGUGAUUAAGGCCGUCGAGGAGACUACAAUCAUGACGGAAGAGGAGGCGACAACGACCAACUGCCAUCCUCGGGUCGAGCCGAAUCCAGUUCCACCGUUGAGGACACAAGAUUGGUGCGGCGGGAAGAGGAAAACAGUGAGUGUCAAUUUAGACAAUGCGGAAAUCACCAUUUCAUGUGAAGCAGUUGGUGAAAGCCGUGCUUCGAAUUAUGGGUUGGCGAAAUUAGACAGCAGGGGUAGAGCAAUUCAGUUUGCUAAGAAGCCAAAGGGUGCUGACCUCAAAGCAAUGGCAAAAAUCGAGCUUACAGCCUCAUCAUACGUCGCCUUCACAUCUGACAACGAAUUGUAGAAGACGACAUAAGGGGGAGCAGAAGUGGAGCGUGGUAAUCCCAGAGGGAGAGGACACGUGAGCCAUUGAUGAGAUCAUGCAAUACAAGGAGAAUAGCAUGAAGCAUGAAGGUGAAGAUUGCGGAUGGAAGGGCAAACAAAAUAAAGAAUAGGUGAAGGAAUCUAAGGUUGAACUUUGACAUGUAAAACUGGAAGUUUAUGUUGUUGCCAUUUUGGGAGGCAAAAAAAUGAAGACACGCUGAAAUAAGAAAUGCAGAUGCAU